Messenger RNA from Protobothrops mucrosquamatus (brown spotted pit viper), 1092 nucleotides. Its product is annotated as zinc finger protein 665-like. Lineage: Eukaryota; Metazoa; Chordata; Lepidosauria; Squamata; Viperidae. Bases 1 to 1092 code for a protein of 363 amino acids. The record is from RefSeq and is a predicted model, not a curated record. The transcript has a single exon.
AUGGAGUGUGGAAAGGGGUUUAGAACAAGCAGUGAAUGUACAUGCCAUCAAAGGAUCCACACAGGGGAGAAGCCCUAUAAAUGCAUGGAGUGUGGAAAGGGCUUCAGAAAAAGCAGUAAUCUUAUAUGCCAUCAAAGUAUCCACACAGGGGAGAAGCCCUAUAAAUGCAUGGAGUGUGGAAAGAGAUUCACCCAACAUGGUAGUCUAGUAUCCCAUGAAAGAAUCCACACAGGAGAGAAGCCAUAUAAGUGCAUAGAAUGUGGAAAGGGCUUCAAGAAACACAGUCAUCUUACAUCCCAUCAAUGGAUUCAUAAAGGAGAGAAGCCGUAUAAAUGUAUAGAAUGUGGAAAGGGCUUUACCCAACACUGUCAUCUUAAUUCCCAUAAAAGACUCCACACAGGGGAAAAGCCCUAUAAAUGCCUGGAGUGUGGAAAAGGCUUCACCCGACAUAAUGUUCUUAUUUCCCAUAAAAGAGUCCACACAGGGGAAAAGCCAUAUAAAUGCAUGGAGUGUGGAAAGGUCUUCAGAACAAACAGUCAUCUUACAGUCCAUCAAAGGAUCCACACAGGGGAGAAGCCAUAUAAAUGCAUGGAGUGUGGAAAGGGCUUCAAUAACCAGAGUCAUCUUACAUGCCAUCAAAGGAUCCACACAGGGGAGAAGCCAUAUAAAUGCAUGGAGUGUGGAAAGAGCUUCAUCCGACAUAAUGUUCUUAUUUCCCAUAAAAUAAUCCACACAGGAGAGAAGCCAUAUGAAUGCAUGGAAUGUGGAAAGGGCUUCAGUCAACACAGUAAACUUACAUCCCAUCAAAGUAUACAUACAGGGGAGAAGCCAUAUAAAUGCAUGGAGUGUGGAAAGGGCUUCAGGACAGGUAGUGAACUUACAUCCCAUCAAAGGAUACAUACAGGGGAGAAGCCCUAUAAAUGCAUGGAGUGUGGAAAGGGCUUCAGGACAAGCAGUGACCGUACAUCCCAUCAAAGGAUACACACAGUGGAGAAGCCCUAUAAAUGCAUGGAGUGUGGAAAGGGCUUUACCCAACAUGGUCAUCUUAUUUCCCAUAAAAGAAUCCACACGGGAGAGAGGCCACAUAAAUGA